AUGGCGUCACUACCGAUCAUGGCUGGACGAUUCAUUGCUAUCACUCUGCCUGCUGGUUCUAUAUUGCUAGCAAACACGUCAAUGGCUGACUCUGGAAAUGAUACUAUUGAUCCAUCUGAGUUACCAAUCUAUGAUGUGGAAGAAGCAUCCGUCAAAUACCCUAAACGAACGAAAUCAACAUUAGAAACUUACGUAUCGACUACAAGAAAAUCUGUUUAUGAUAUUACUAGGCAAUUGAUAGACAUAACGCAUGGAGUUAGGAAUUCUGUCACUAGUGCUAAGGAAAGAAUUACUUCUACGACACAAGAUAUCAUUAACAAAGAAGGCCUUCUGCCUCGGGUAGGACUGAUUGGAUUUGCAGGAUUAACAGGAUUUGUCAUAGCUGGUCGAAGGAAAGGAAUUUUUAGGCGCUUUUUCUAUCCAGUUGGCUUUUUAACCGUUUCGUCUAUGCUCUGUUACCCAGUUGAAACUGUCAAUAUUAGUAGAAGUACCUGGAGAUAUGCAAAGCAUUGGUAUAGCGGUGAUCCUAUUGAUGAAGUUCAGGAAAAAAAUGGUGACAGCCUACUAUCAAUUGCUAAUUCGAUAAAAACAACCGUUAAUAAGGGUCUCACUACAUUAUCAUCUUCGCUUAACUCUAAUGAUAAUAAGACUGCAAGCAAUUCAGAAAAUGAAGAAUUGGAGGAUACUGCCCCUGCGGUCAAAGAUAGCACUGAUAAUAUCGUUAAUGAAACUUCGGAAACUACUGAAAGCUUAGAAUUAAGUAAGGAUAAUUUACACCAAGAUAAUGAAGAAAAUCUGGAAGUUUCACAAACGAUUGAUGAUAGCAACAAAGAAUCAGAACUUGAACCUGAACCACCUGUUGACAAGAAAGAAACGGAGCCUAAAGUUACAGGUGAUUACGGGCAGUCAAGCCCAGAGGAUGACAAGAAAGAAAUGAAGCCUAAAAUUAUAGGAGAUUACGGGCAGUCGAGCCCAGAGGAUUCUGACAUGUAUACCACUCGCUAA
Trichoplax adhaerens is the source of this 1005-nucleotide messenger RNA. RefSeq lists its product as uncharacterized. Gene Ontology annotation, cellular component: MICOS complex. The transcript is spliced from 7 exons. NCBI's taxonomy places the organism in Eukaryota, Metazoa, Placozoa, Uniplacotomia, Trichoplacea, Trichoplacidae. Bases 1 to 1005 code for a protein of 334 amino acids. The record is from RefSeq and is a predicted model, not a curated record. Gene Ontology annotation, biological process: cristae formation.